AUGGCUGCGAAUCUUGAGCGUCUAAGCCGCUGCCAUGGGAUUAAAUUUAUUUCGGAGGAGUUUGUUCCUUUAGAGGCGGGGGUGUUGGCGGUAGGCGAAGUGAUAGGCUGUGAGAAUAUCAAGUCGGCUUCACGAAUGAGCGGGUCUAUCGUUGCUUUCCUGAGCUCUGAGGAUUUAGUUCCCAUAAUGGUUGAGAAAGGGGUUGUUAUUAAUGGCUCCUUUGUACAGGUUUCCCCUUUAGCCGUCCCGUCCCGCAGAGUGACGAUUUCGAAUGCGCCGCCUUUUCUUAAGAAUGAAACUAUAGCUAAAGAAUUGGAGCGGCAUGGACGUUUAGUUUCGAAAAUUCGUUAUAUCCCUUUGGGCUGUAAAUCGCCGGAUUUGAAACAUGUCUUGUCUUUUAGGAGACAAGUUUAUAUGGUUUUAAAUAGAAUGGACGGUGACUUAAACGUUGCAAUGAAGUUCAGAGUGGACGGUUUUGAUUAUGUGAUUUUUGUCACUUUGAAUGAAAUGAAAUGUUUUGGGUGUGGGAGUGAAGCCCAUUUAAUCAAACAGUGUCCUGAGAGGCAACAUGGGCACAAGAAAACUGACCAUGCAGUUACAGAAAAAGAGGGGCAGGAAGUGAAAGAUCGUCCAGUAGUGGCUGAUGGCGCAGAGGCGCUUGUAGAGGCGCGGGGCGUUAAGAAUAGAAAUGCCUCAAGAUCUGAGGGGCUAGAGGAUCAGGUGCCUCCCAGGGAUGAGCCGAAUGAAGGCGGUAGUGAGACUGUAGGUCAGACAACAGCAGCUGCAGAAAGUGUGUGGGGUGACAUUGACAUGGACGAGGGAGGCAGCAACGAGCCUGAGGAAAAAAGUGAAUUUAAACGUCCUGCUCAAAAGAAGCAAGGUGAAAGAGAAGAGCGGGCACGUAAGAAACUUGUUUUAAGUCAGGGCUCGGGGGUCAUUGGAGAGGAUCCCGCCUAUGGUCCUUGUCAGGAGGAUGUUCCCGUCUUCGCGGAGACGGCCGAUGACGGUUCAAUUGCGAGGAAUGUCGGGGAAGAGACCGAUGACGGUAAUAUUUCCAAUGGGUCUGCUGCCUCGGAGCCCCCAGAGUUAAAAGCCAGGGGGGGUUACAGCGCUCAGAGUGUAAAAGAUUUUUUGGUGAACACCGCCGGUAAAAAGGGGGUGGACGUGGCUGAGUUUUUCCCUGACAUUGAGCUCUUUAUAUCGUCUGUCCGCGGGUUGCGGCGGGACAAAGCAGCCUCCGCGAUGUUUGACGUUAAAGAGCUCGUGAGGCUCAAGAAUUUAACAAGUAAACUGAGGAAACAGUCUAAUUUAAACACCCCCUAAUGGCUAAGCCCCCUGUUAAAUCCACUCCACAGUAUUUGUGGUGGUCUCUGUGUUUCAUUGUGUGUUCAUCUUUAUAUUCAGAUAUCAUGACAAGUGUACAAAUAGGAACCCUAAAUAUUAAUGGGGGGAGAAGUGCAGAUAAGAGGGUCGCACUUUUUGAUUUUAUAAGACAAAAAGGUUUGAAUGUCACCUUUCUACAAGAAACCCACAUUGAUGAGCAAAAUCAGUGGGAGUGGAGCAGGGAUUGGAAAGGGGA
Messenger RNA from Erpetoichthys calabaricus (reedfish), 1579 nucleotides. RefSeq lists its product as uncharacterized. Lineage: Eukaryota; Metazoa; Chordata; Cladistia; Polypteriformes; Polypteridae. Bases 1 to 1323 code for a protein of 440 amino acids. The record is from RefSeq and is a predicted model, not a curated record. Gene Ontology annotation, molecular function: zinc ion binding; nucleic acid binding. The transcript has 2 exons.